GCCCGGGUGUCCCAUGUUUUCUGAGCUGGUGCUUUUUUUCUGGAGUUCGCGUUGGAUCUGGUCAGCGAGGACCGGGAAGCUCAGAGAAAAAGAGGCGGUUUCGUUUUCGGAGACAGGAGACAAAAGUCAGAUUGGAGCAGCGCCGGACAGUGGAUGGCCUUGACUGACGGCGGCUGGUGCCUGCCGAAGCGUUUCGUGGCUGCUGCUGCGGACACCGGUGACUCUGGGGCCUUUCCAGCGCGGGAGCCCUCCUCCCCGCCUUCCCCGAUCUCUUCCUCGUCUUCCUCCUGCUCCCGGGGCGGGGAUCGCGGUCCCUGCGGCGCCAGCAACUGCGGGACGCCGCAGCUCGACACCGAGGCGGUGGCGGGACCUCCGGGCCGCUCGCUGUUGCUCAACCCCUACGCCUCGCAUCCCUUCGCGGCUGCCCACGGACCUUCGGCGCCCGGGGUCCCUGGCCCCGGGAGCGCCCUGUCUAGUUGGGAGGACUUGUUGCUCUUUACCGAACUCGACCAGGCCGCGACCGCCAGCAAGCUGCUGUGGCCCAGCCGGGGCGCCAAGCUGAGCCCCUUCGCGCCCGAGCAGCCCGAGGAAAUGUACCAGACCCUCGCCGCCCUGUCCAGCCAGGGGCCGGCCGCUUACGACGGCGCGCCCGGCGGAUUCGUGCACUCCGCGGCGGCGGCGGCAGCGGCGGCGGCGGCGGCGGCCAGCUCUCCCGUCUACGUCCCCACCACGCGCGUGGGGUCCAUGCUGCCCGGGCUGCCGUACCUGCAAGGGGCGAGCAGCGGGCCCAACAACCACGCGGGUGGCGCGGGAGCUCCCCCCGGCUGGCCCCAGGCCUCGGCCGACAGCCCCCCGUACGGCGGGGGCGGCGCAGCGGGCGGCGGGGCGGCGGGGCCCGGAGGUGCGGGCUCGGCCUCGGCUCACGCCUCGGCGCGCUUCCCCUACUCGCCUAGCCCGCCCAUGACCAACGGCGGCGCGCGGGACCCCGGGGGCUACGUGGCUGCGGGCAGCGGGGGAGCGGGCGGCGUGAGUGGCGGCGGCGGCAGCCUGGCGGCCAUGGGCGGCAGGGAGCACCAGUACAGCUCGUUGUCCGCGGCUCGGCAGCUGAACGGGACGUACCAUCACCAUCAUCACCAUCAUCCCACUUACUCGCCCUACAUGGGGGCUCCGCUGACGCCUGCCUGGCCAGCCGGACCCUUCGAAACGCCCGUGCUGCACAGCUUACAGAGCCGCGCGGGAGCCCCGCUCCCGGUGCCACGAGGCCCCAGCGCAGACCUGCUGGAGGAUCUGUCCGAGAGCCGCGAGUGCGUGAACUGCGGCUCCAUCCAGACGCCACUGUGGCGACGAGAUGGCACAGGCCACUACCUGUGCAAUGCGUGCGGCCUCUACAGCAAGAUGAACGGCCUCAGCCGGCCCCUCAUCAAGCCGCAGAAGCGCGUGCCUUCAUCCCGGCGGCUUGGAUUAUCCUGUGCUAACUGUCACACAACAACCACCACCUUAUGGCGUAGAAAUGCCGAGGGUGAACCUGUGUGCAAUGCUUGCGGACUCUAUAUGAAACUCCAUGGGGUGCCUCGACCACUUGCUAUGAAAAAGGAAGGGAUUCAAACCAGGAAACGAAAACCUAAAAACAUAAAUAAGUCAAAGGCUUGCUCUGGUAACAGCAGUAACUCUGUUCCUAUGACUCCAACUUCCUCCUCUUCUAAUUCAGAUGACUGUACCAAAAACACAUCUCCUUCAACACAACCGACAGCCUCAGGGGCCGGCGCCUCUGCAGUAGGAGAGGGUACCAACUCCGAGAACAGUGACCUCAAGUAUUCAGGUCAAGAUGGCCUCUACAUAGGUGUCAGCCUGUCCUCUCCCACCGAAGUCACAUCCUCCGUACGGCAGGAUUCUUGGUGUGCUCUGGCCCUGGCCUGAGAUGGUGCUGACAAAUGACAAGAGGCCAGGAGGGCUCUGAGGGCCUCGUGCCCCUUGCCUGAGUUUGUCCAGCGGUCCAGACGGCAGCAAAAAUGCAGACAUAACAUUCCUUCGAUGCAUGAUUUCCGUGCCUUUGUUUUGAAAGAGAUAUAUUUCCCAAGAAGCUUGCUGAAGUAAGAAGAGACAGCUCCUGCAGGAAGGGACAUCAUGGCAGGUACAAGGCCUGCUCCCGCCAGCCUGGGCCACCUCCAGCCAGCCUGCCUCUGGGUCUGCCCGCACCAGUGGCAGAAACUGCACCAGUGACUGAGGCCUUGUCUGCUAAGGAAGACUGAAAGAUUUAAAAUGUUUUAUGCAAAUUACCCCAAAUCAUGCGCUUCUUGUGAUCAACCUUGGUUAUCCCAGAAUUUCUUCAUACCUGAUUGAUGUGCACAUUUCACAAGCAUUCGUGGAGAGGAGCAUUGAAGCCAUUCGGUACAUCCCGGAGGCUGAAUGCAGUCCUGGGGUCUCGACAAGAAUAUUAGUUUGCAAGACCGAAUUAUAACGGACAGAUGCUGACUGAUGUUUCUCAGCGUUCAUUGUAGUGGCUGAUCUGAGGCCACUUGGAAUUUGUAAACAGGGUAGCAAACAAGAUAUUUUUCUUCCAUGUACACAAUAAUUUUUUUAAGUGCAAUUUGCGUUGCAGCAAUCAGUGUUAAAUCAUUUGCAUAAGAUUUAACAGCAUUUUUUAUAAUGAAUGUAAACAUUUUAACUUAAUGGUACUUAAAAUAAUUUAAAAAAAAAUGUUAACUUAGACAUAUGCUUCUUACACCCACGGCCCAUUUCUGUAUUCCCAAUUGUUUAAAAAAGAAAAAGAAAAAAAAAAAAAAAAGAAAAAAGAAAAAAAAAACCAAUAACAAAAAAAAAAUUUCAAGAACAAAUCUUCUCUCAGGAAAAUUGCCUUUUCUCCAUUUAUGAAUUUUUAUACAAGAACACUACACCAACACAGCCCCCUUUCUUUUACCGAGGAAAAAAAGUGCUGGAAAUUGCAACAAACCUUUACUACCUAAAGAACAGCAUUUGUAAAUAUUCUAAGCAUCUGUAAACACUCUUGAAGUCUGUACCGUGUGACUAACCCACAGGUUGGUUUACAUUAAGUUUUGUUUUGUUUUUGUUUUUUUUUUUUUAAAUGGGAUGUCGUAUGGAAACCUAUUUCACCAGAGUUUUAAGAAAUAAAAAGGGAAUUGUUUUUGUGUUCUG
Molecule: messenger RNA, 3153 nt
Organism: Phodopus roborovskii (desert hamster)
Lineage: Eukaryota; Metazoa; Chordata; Mammalia; Rodentia; Cricetidae
Gene: Gata6
Product: GATA binding protein 6
Exons: 7
Coding region: 154-1917 (587 amino acids)
Biological process (GO): negative regulation of transcription by RNA polymerase II; positive regulation of transcription by RNA polymerase II; epithelial cell differentiation
Cellular component (GO): nucleus
Molecular function (GO): zinc ion binding; DNA-binding transcription factor activity, RNA polymerase II-specific; RNA polymerase II cis-regulatory region sequence-specific DNA binding
Source: RefSeq, a predicted model, not a curated record